Messenger RNA from Benincasa hispida (wax gourd), 2574 nucleotides. It is a transcript of the gene NP2, whose product is annotated as NPK1-related protein kinase 2. The record is from RefSeq and is a predicted model, not a curated record. Gene Ontology annotation, molecular function: MAP kinase kinase kinase activity; ATP binding. NCBI's taxonomy places the organism in Eukaryota, Viridiplantae, Streptophyta, Magnoliopsida, Cucurbitales, Cucurbitaceae. Gene Ontology annotation, biological process: MAPK cascade; protein phosphorylation. Gene Ontology annotation, cellular component: cytoplasm.
UUUUUUUGAAAAUUAGUCUCCACUUUCUUUUCCCUCCUCUCUCUCUCUCUAGAUUCUGAUUUUCUUGGCGACCGCCAUUAAUCGAAACUCUCAAAUUUCUCUUACAAUUCACUCUCCUUCUUCCCUGUUCUUCGCUGAGUCUUGCCCUUCCCUCACUCUCACUCUUUCCCAAUCCCUCAAAUGCAAGAUAUCUUCGCUUCUGUUCGCCGAUCAUUGGUCUUUCGCCCUCCACUUGAUAAUGAUGAUUCCCAUUCCCCUGCAAUUGGAGUUGGAGCCCUAGUUGAUAAGAUUAACUCCAGCAUUCGAAAAUCCCGAGUUUUUUCUAGGCAUUAUUCCCCUUCCUCUGCUCUCCCUCCCAUCCCUAAGGACACUGACCCCCCGAUUCGAUGGCGCAAAGGCGAGUUGAUUGGUUGCGGCGCCUUUGGUCGCGUUUAUAUGGGCAUGAAUCUUGGCUCUGGAGAGCUUCUUGCUGUCAAACAGGUUCUGAUUGCUGCAAAUGGCGCUUCGAAGGAGAAAGCGCAGGCUCAUGUUCAGGAGCUUGAGGAAGAAGUGAAGCUUCUGAAGGAUCUUUCUCAUCCAAAUAUUGUUAGAUACUUGGGCACAGUCAGAGAGGAUGAUUCUUUAAAUAUAUUAUUGGAAUUUGUCCCUGGUGGAUCGAUAUCAUCACUUCUGGGGAAAUUUGGAGCCUUUCCCGAAGCAGUUUUAAGAACAUAUACAAAACAGUUAUUAUUGGGAUUGGAAUAUUUACACAAGAAUGGUAUCAUGCACAGAGACAUUAAGGGGGCGAAUAUCCUUGUAGAUAACAAGGGAUGCAUUAAGCUUGCUGAUUUUGGGGCAUCAAAACAGGUUGUCGAGCUGGCUACAAUUUCAGGAGCAAAGUCUAUGAAGGGUACUCCAUAUUGGAUGGCUCCUGAAGUAAUUCUGCAGACUGGGCAUAGUUUCUCUGCUGACAUAUGGAGUGUUGGAUGCACUUUUAUUGAGAUGGCUACAGGAAAGCCUCCUUGGAGCCAACAGUAUCAAGAGGUUGCUGCUCUUUUUCAUAUUGGCACAACGAAGUCUCAUCCACCAAUCCCUGAGCAGCUUUCGGUUGAAGCUAAAGAUUUUCUGUUGAAAUGUUUGCAGAAGGAACCAAACUUACGACCAACUGCCUCUGAACUUUUGAAGCAUCCUUUUGUUACCGGGGAGGAGGCAGAAUCUCAACUUGCGUCGAGUGAUGCAUGCACGGAGCCCCUGGAAAUCCGUUCUCCUUUAUAUACUUCAGAACAUGAAAUGAGUAAAACUGCAACACAUCCUGGAUCAAGUGAUAUUUGUAAUUUGGAUAGUCUGAGCUGCUCAAAGGUAUACACUGCAAACAAACUAGAAAGUGAUAUAUGGAGAGGAAACAGUGAUGACGAAAUGUGUCAGAUUGAUGACAAGGAUGAUUUUAUGUUAGAUGAAGUAAAAAUCGGCUCUUCUAUUAUACAUGAGAACAUGAAGAGUUAUAACCCAAUUUGCGAGCCUUCUGAUGAUGAGGAUUGCAAAUUUGAUAGAAGUCCAGUAUUAGACCAAGGAAGCAAUUUACAUGAGGAAACUCUUGCUCCUGGAAGCUGUUCUGGAGUUCUUGAUGAGGACCAAAACUUCUCAUUUCCUAGCGGGCGAUCAUUUUCUGAAGAUGAGGAUGAGCUUACUGAAUCGAAAAUUAAAGCUUUCUUGGAUGAAAAGGCUCUUGAAUUGAAGAAACUGCAGUCACCGCUUUAUGAGGAGUUCUACAAUAGUUUGAAUGAAUCCUGCUCUCCAGUUUUUAUCGAGAGUAAACAAAAUGAAAGUACUCCUAAAUACUUGAAAUUGCCCCCAAAAAGCCGGUCGCCAAGUCGAAGUCCUGGUAAUCCAUCCCCAGCACUUGAUGCAUUUGGCACCGAUAGCCCAGGGAGUGGGAGCAGGGGUAAUGCAAAUGAUCAAAGGUCACAACUCAACGAUUGGAAAGGACUUCUAGUUGAUGGUCAGUCGGAAUCUGGUAGCCCAAGCAGCAAGCAUUAUUCUGAAAUACAGAGGAAGUGGAAGGAAGAGCUUGAUCAAGAGCUUGAGAGAAAACGAGAGAUGAUGCGUCAAGCUGGUGCGGGAGGUAAAACUUCAUCUCCAAAGGAUAAAGCCAUGGGCAGGCCAAGAGAGCGGACAAGAUUUGCAUCUCCAUUCCGGGAUGAUGCGACGGGUGCUGGUGCUGGGAGGGAGAACAGGGAAAACUUCAUCUCCUGAGGAAGUUGUGAAAGAUUAGCAUCUUCAAACUACUUCAGCUGGGUUUAUCUGCUCAUUUGUCCUUUCCCCUCUGCCGUCCUUGUUGAGUGUAUGAAGUGAAGAGAUCCCUUGCUGGUUUACAAGCAUGAUGAGAUUCUAAAUGGGAAAAGGGAAAAAAGAGGGACACAUUGAGCUAUGCUAAUCUGUUUUUGUUCUUUUUUCUUAUUGAUUUUGUUGGGGUGGGGAGGUUUUUAGGGAUACAUGUUUUUCAAAUUUGUAUCCAGUGGUGAAUAGAAAGUGUAUCAUUAGUGUACAAUAUAUUCUGGUUUGAUGAUAUAAAAUGGCACAGGUUUUUCUUUCCAA